AUGGUUAUUUACCUAGAGUGUCUUGUGCUUUGCCAUUGCCACCUGCUCCUAUCCCUCUUGCUAAAAAGGUUGCAGCAGAGUUUAUAGGCACAUUCAUUCUAAUGUUUGCUGGAAUGGGAAGUGCAAUAGAGAACGAAAAGGUUGAAAAUUCAGAGACACUAAUUGGAUGUGCUGGAGCUAGUGGACUUGCUGUUAUGAUCAUAAUUCUAUCAACUGGUCAUAUCUCCGGUGCUCAUCUCAAUCCUGCUAUUACCAUCUCAUUUGCUGCAUUGAAGCAUUUUCCUUGGAAGAAUGUACCUGUGUAUAUUGGUGCACAAAUAUUGGCAUCAAUAUGUGCUGCAUUUUCUCUGAAAGUGAUUUUUCAUCCAUUCAUGAAUGGUGGAGUGACGGUUCCUUCAGUAGCAAUUGGUGAAGCUUUUGCAUUAAAAUUCAUUAUUGGCUUUAAUCUCAUGUUUGUUGUCACUGAUGUUGCCACCGACACAAGAGCUGUAAGUAUUAUCAUUUUAAUUACAUAAAUUAAUUAUUUUUUCCGAUUUUCAA
Messenger RNA from Cicer arietinum (chickpea), 540 nucleotides. Its product is annotated as aquaporin NIP6-1-like. Gene Ontology annotation, cellular component: membrane. Gene Ontology annotation, molecular function: channel activity. The record is from RefSeq and is a predicted model, not a curated record. NCBI's taxonomy places the organism in Eukaryota, Viridiplantae, Streptophyta, Magnoliopsida, Fabales, Fabaceae. Gene Ontology annotation, biological process: transmembrane transport.